AUGGAGGCUCCUGAAAUAGUCGAACUCUGCAAUGCGUGCAGCGAGCAAUGGACGAUGAGCGUAUGGACCGCCAAGCAGGCAUUGGAUAUCACAAAGGAGAGCGUAGCAACUGCUGUAAGGUUGACCAAUACCGGAAUCUCGAUAGCUCAGAGGCAGGUGAGCCAAGUCGAAGAUCCCGGCAAAGAAACCGCACCGGUGGCUCCACCACCAACGCCAGGAGCGGCAAUUAUUGCUCCGCUGCCGAGAUUGUCAACAACAUCGCACCAGCUCCAGCAGCUUCUCGAUCUGAGGUCUCCAGUAGGCCAGCGAUACCCCCCGUUGGCUGCCAAUGCUCCACGGCCACCAGAGACUGCUAAAGCAUCGCCUGCGAAUUCGGAAGCUGACUCUAGCGGUUGGCCUGAGCAACGGGCGCUGUCUGAAGGUCCAGCGGCUCCCAGAGAGCAGCUUGUCCGGCUACACAGCGGUCAGUAUGUGCCCGAGGACUGGACGCUUGAAUGGGAGGACCAAAGAAGCCAGCCGCGGUAUCUUGCUGGGCUUUGCUACAGGGAUAACCAGAUGCUCAAAGCGCCGCUUCUGUGGGAGACACUCGAGGCGUACAAGCAGCGCCAGAAGGGCGUAGUAGGCAGAGAGUCCGAAGCUGCAAUUGACGAGAAAAUGGGAGCUGAGUAUCUCUCCUGGGCGAGACAUGGUUCUGUCAAGGUUGAGUGGAUCCCGAAGGAGGAUUCGACGUGGGUGCUUCGUCAGCCUGGUUAUCAGCUUCCUCGUGAUUGUUGA
Messenger RNA from Saxophila tyrrhenica, 774 nucleotides. RefSeq lists its product as uncharacterized. Bases 1 to 774 code for a protein of 257 amino acids. NCBI's taxonomy places the organism in Eukaryota, Fungi, Ascomycota, Dothideomycetes, Mycosphaerellales, Extremaceae. The transcript has a single exon. The record is from RefSeq and is a predicted model, not a curated record.